Messenger RNA from Fonsecaea nubica, 357 nucleotides. RefSeq lists its product as hypothetical. The transcript has a single exon. The coding region runs from base 1 to 357 and encodes 118 amino acids. NCBI's taxonomy places the organism in Eukaryota, Fungi, Ascomycota, Eurotiomycetes, Chaetothyriales, Herpotrichiellaceae. The record is from RefSeq and is a predicted model, not a curated record.
AUGUCUCUUGGCCGUCGUGUAGCCCUUGGUGGCGUGGUCGUGGGCGCAGUACUGUAUUUUUGGCCACAAACCUCACCUGCAGUCCCUGGUGCUCCAGUCACCACCUUCAAAACCACCAGUGUGCAGAAUAUAGAAAAGGCGUAUGCAAACGGUGGUGCCACAUCCACACAUACCAAGGCAUAUGGAGGCACGGUUCAAGGCCAGAAACAAGAUGCACCGAUGAGAGAGGGUUCGGCCACAAGCAACCCCAAAGGGUAUCAACAGGAAGGAAUCGGAGGUGACCAGCGGCCAAACGACCCCAUGAUGCCUGAGAAGUUGUGGAACAAGACAAUGCAUGGGACUGAGAAAGGCAGAUGA